Messenger RNA from Egretta garzetta (little egret), 663 nucleotides. RefSeq names its product cystatin-A. Gene Ontology annotation, cellular component: cytosol. The record is from RefSeq and is a predicted model, not a curated record. Gene Ontology annotation, molecular function: cysteine-type endopeptidase inhibitor activity. NCBI's taxonomy places the organism in Eukaryota, Metazoa, Chordata, Aves, Pelecaniformes, Ardeidae. Bases 343 to 663 code for a protein of 106 amino acids. The transcript has 3 exons.
GUGUUUAGCUUGGCACCUUUCUGGUCAGGCCGAGGGAAAUAAAGUCACUGAAAGUAAAAUGCAAUCUGCUUCUGUUUCCCACUUGGAAGGAUAUUGAGAGAAAACAGUUUCAAGUUGAACGGGACCUCCGUCAAGGAAAUUACUGCAUGCUUUCUUCUGAUCUUGGAUGGUGUUGGGAAAUACUGGGUGUGACUUUGAUCCAUUUCUUAAGUGCACAGACUAGUCAUCUGCUCCAUAUGGUACAAGUCAUAUGAUUCCAUGACACAUGUAUAUGUAUAUAUAUAAGGUGCCUGGCGACUCUGCUCAGACUGCGCUGAACUUGCUUCUUCAUAACCAGUCAUCAUGUCAGAGAACUUACCUGCCCCGGUGAUUACUGGGGGCUUUUCUGAGACCCGGCCUGCUACUCCAGAAGUCCAGCAUAUUGUUGAUGAGGUGAAGCAAGACUUUCAAGAAAGGACAAACAUGACAUUUUCCAUGUUUAAAGCCAUAUCAUAUAGGAGUCAGGUGGUUUCUGGGACAAACUACAUUAUUAAGGUCCAAGCUUCCGAGACCGAGUAUUUCCACUUAAAGGUGUUUCAGAGCCUUCCUCAGGAGGACCAAGGUCCCAAACUUGUCAGUUUUCAGACUGGCAAAACUAAAGAUGAUCCUCUGAUCCCCUUCUGA